Molecule: messenger RNA, 896 nt
Organism: Scutellospora calospora
Lineage: Eukaryota; Fungi; Glomeromycota; Glomeromycetes; Diversisporales; Gigasporaceae
Source: the annotation of a GenBank genome assembly
AUGGCUUAUCCAAGUACUUCUUACGAAAUUGGUCAAUAUUUGGAUAAGGCCGGAGCUGUUGAAAAAAAUAUUGAUAUCAUUAGAAAUAAUAUUGGGCGCAUCAAAGAAUUGCAAACUCUUAUUUUAGGAAGUACUUUGAUACAGAAAGAAGACUCUUAUAGAAAUGAGCGUGAUGGUCUUAUAAAUAAUACGCGACAAUUGAUUAUUGAAAAUAAAGAUCAAAUUAAACAGUUGGAGCAUGAAAAUGCACAAUUGUCCACUUUAAAUCCUAAUUAUGACAUCCAUAAACGAAGAAAUGAAUUUUUAAGAGAAAAGCUCUCAAAUGCUAUCAAAGAAUAUCAAGAAGUUGCAAACGCCUAUAUACGUCAACAAGAAGAUAGAAUGGCUCGACAAUAUAAAGUCGUAAACCCAAAUGCGACACAAAAUGAAAUUAAUAAUUAUUUAUCAAAUCCGACACAACCGGUUUUUCAACAAGCUAUUUUACGUACCGGUGAGGCGCAUUCUGUAUUGGACCAAGUAAAAAAACGACAUGAUGACAUAAAAAAUAUCGAACAAACUAUUGCGGAACUUACUACCCUCUUCAAAGAGUUACAAUUUCAAGUUGAAGCUCAAGAUCCAACUAUUGUUCACAUUGAACAAAAUACAGGCGAAGCCGUAAAUAAGUUAGAAAAAGCAGGAGACAACUUGAGUAAGGCACGUUUUAGUGCAGUAUCUGCUAGAAAAAAGAAAUGGAUUUGUUUUGGAAUACUUCUUCUUAUUGCUAUUAUUCUCGUCGUCGUCAUUGUUCUUAAAAUUCCAAAGUCUAAUUCAAAUUCCUCACCAAGCACAACGCAACAAAGAUGUAACUAUAUAUUAACUCAAGCACCACACAAACGUAAUCAAACUAAUACUGUCAA